AUGACGCAAUCGAAUCGGCAGGCGCCUGUGCUGAAAUACUCUGGAGAGAGUAACGAUCAUGUCUCUCCUCAAGAAUACAAGAUUCGCGUCGGGAAAGCCGUCAGAACAUUGCGCGAGGAGCUUCCGCAGUUUUUCCAGUAUGGUCUUUGUACGACGUCGAUCUACGCUUCAAAUAUCCGGCUUAUCGAGGCUAGCCAUACAAACGCGACCAUCCAGGGCAAGCCCAUCUACUUUUUGCUCGCUGGAGCUGUUCGCUGGAGCUUCAAAAUAUGGUUCCGCGACCUCGAGUUCGAGAUCCAGUCGAUCCGCGUGAACGAUCGUGGAGGCAGGGGUCUCAAGGGUAUGGACUCUGGUGGGGACUAUGCCAACGCAACAGCAUCCAUCUUAAAGUAUCAUUCGAGCGCAGGAACACAGCCGUCAUCAGCUACGCGGCCUGGAACAUUUGAUCAUUGCAUGGUAGAAUCUCCCCUCGACUUUACAUACCGCCAUUACCCAGAACGUGGCAGUCGUGCUUUCGAAAUGGACUGCGUCGACAAACUUGAUAGAACGACCGACCGUAAACUGGAGAAGCGCUACAGCAUCAAUCAGUUGCAGCAACAGCAACAGUUUUUGAUGUUUAUGUUUCAAGAUCAAGCAAGCUCCACUCUCAAUUCAACUUCCUCUAGUCGGGCCACUACAUCUGCACCACGUUCAGUCAAAGAGCACGGUGUCAGUGGCGCCUCCUACCCCGGACUAGCCUACUACAGCUACUUACUGAAUAUACUCAAAACAAAGCAGAAAUGCAAAUCACUCACCAUCAGCAGUACAGGCAUCUGGACAGGCAGAGCAUUUAGCAGCAACCGAACCAACACAAGGACUGCCGAUUUCACAAGCAGAGGAGGCACAACCUAUGUCGACAUUACCCCUGCAUCGAUAGGUCUUACAGAAGAAUCAUCCACGCAGCUGCGUUUCCGCAUUGGAAGUCCCAGGUUCGAGGCAAUGGAUAUUUUGUCAGGUUCAUAA
Messenger RNA from Gamsiella multidivaricata, 1002 nucleotides. RefSeq lists its product as uncharacterized. The transcript is spliced from 5 exons. NCBI's taxonomy places the organism in Eukaryota, Fungi, Mortierellomycota, Mortierellomycetes, Mortierellales, Mortierellaceae. The coding region runs from base 1 to 1002 and encodes 333 amino acids. The record is from RefSeq and is a predicted model, not a curated record.